Messenger RNA from Diabrotica balteata, 1174 nucleotides. Lineage: Eukaryota; Metazoa; Arthropoda; Insecta; Coleoptera; Chrysomelidae. The record is from the annotation of a GenBank genome assembly.
GCAACCCACAACUCUCAAAGAUGGAUCAACACUGCCCCCACCGGAUUCUUUAAUGCGCCAGCUGAUUGACAUUGCCAAUAGUGAAAAUCCACCAUGUUCCAAUUGUGAUAAAAGGGAUAGGUCAAAUAUGUAUUACUGCAAUACUUGUGGACAAGCCUUGUGUCUUCACUGCCGUGAGAAUACCCAUAGAGCAAAGAUGUUUUCUACCCACGAUGUUGUUCAUAUGAGCAAAUGCGCCAAGGAAGCUAAAAAGUGUCUCCAACAUGGAGAACACUAUAUAAUGUUUUCGCCGCUGCAAAACACUAUGUUGUGUGUUAACUGCUUCAGAGAUCUACCCAAUGAAAUACGUACCCAAUGCGUCGACAUCGAUACUGCUCACGCUCAAGCUGCAAAACGCUUAGAAAGGGGUCAAAAUGCAAUAAUGGAUUUACAAACAUCUGUGAGAGACGGCAUAAUCGCUCUGAAAGGCCUGAUGGACGAAUUACGAAGAAACAUGGACAGCGAAAAACACACCAUCAACACUUUUUGCCACGGCAUGCAAGAAGCCAUGGCGAAAACUCACGCAACAAUGAUUAUGGAAGUCCAACGACAAUACGAAAGUAAAGAAAGAAUUUACAGAAGCCAGCUGGUUGUAUUGGGUACCGUCAUGCCAGUAUUACAACUGCAUUUGGUUCUUUGCACAACCUUCACAGCUGCUGCCAAUAAGUACCAAUUUCUAGAACUGUGUCCCUCUCUUAUAGAAAGACUCUCUGCGGUAGGAAAUCUAAGCCAGCCUGUUAGAUCUCUGCAGUCGUCGCAAAUUAAGACAAAUUAUAGAAGCGAAUUCGCUCAGAGUCUUGAACCUUGGAUUGGACCUGCUGCUGUAAGUCAGCAUCAGUCAGAAUUGGCUGCUACUUCCAGAAUGUACGACAGCGUCCCGCCAGCUACCAAGAAGCAACAAACUGCUCUUAAGAACAAGCUCUUGGAUGGAGAUAGUUCAUUUUCCACCCAUUGUCGAUCAUUUGAAUCCCAAAUUAGAGAUCUCAAUCAACAGUUUAAUUCCAUCAAAGAAAAAGUUGGUGAAUUACACAAAGACAUUAGUGCCUUGCGAAAGGCACAAACUCCACCUCUGGCAACACGUUAUGAGAUGCUCAUAAGAGAGUGUUUACAUUUAGAUCAAAGUUUGGAAAGGUAA